CCCGGGCUGAACUUCCCCUCGCUGACGUCACACUCGCAGCUCCGGACACGGCGCUGAGAAAAAUGCUUCUCUCCGUGCCGCCAAGGACGGGAAUCAACCCAUAUAACGGAUACAGUAGCAGAAACAGCAAGAAGCAGGGCUAUGUGUCCUCCACCCAUCACAUGGUGCCAUUCAAUCUCAGCACCAACAGCACAUGUAAUGCAGGAGGUGGGGAACAGCUGAGCAAAACCAACCUCUACAUCCGUGGCUUACAUCCAGCGACCACUGACCAAGACCUGGUCAAGCUUUGCCAACCGUAUGGGAAGAUUGUGUCUACUAAGGCAAUUUUAGACAAAACUACAAACAAAUGCAAAGGUUAUGGCUUUGUGGAUUUCGACAGUUCUACAGCAGCACAAAAGGCUGUGAUGGCACUUAAAGCUACUGGAAUCCAAGCUCAAAUGGCCAAGCAACAGGAACAGGACCCCACCAACCUGUACAUCUCUAACCUACCUAUGUCCAUGGAUGAACAGGAGCUAGAAGCUAUGCUCAAAUCCUUCGGUCAGGUUAUAUCUACGCGCAUCUUACGGGAUGCUAACGGUACCAGCCGAGGUGUGGGCUUUGCAAGGAUGGAAUCCACUGAAAAAUGUGAAGGCGUCAUUCAGCAUUUCAAUGGCAAAUAUAUCAAAACCCCACCAGGAGUGCCAGUGCCCCCAGAGCCUUUGUUAUGUAAGUUUGCUGACGGAGGGCAGAAGAAGAGACAAAAUCACGUGAAGUACCUACAGAAUAGUCGUCCCUGGUACAGAGAAGGUGAUAUGGGAGGAAUGACACUCAACUAUGACCCAACAGCCUUACAUAAUGGGUUUUAUUCUUCGCCGUACAGCAUUGCUUCAAACAGAUUGCUUGCCCAGAGCUCUUUGUCUCCAUACAUGUCCACACAAGUUCCGUCCUACCAGGUCCCCUCCUGGAUGCACCAUCAGUCAUACCUCAUGCAGCCCAAUGGGACAGUUCUGACCCAGGCGAUGGAUCACCCCAUGUCUAUUCAGCCCACAUCUUUGAUUGGACCCCUGACCCAGCAGAUUGGUCACCUGUCACUUGGCAGUGCCGCCACGUAUAUGUCUAACGCAGCUAUGCAAGGGACAUAUAUCCCACAGUACACCCCGAUGCCUCCCUCUACUGUAGAGGACAGCAGUGGCCAACAACAGCAGUGUCCCAUUGAAACUCCUACAGAACACACAAAUUACUCCUAUCAGCACAAUAAAUGAAAUCUCUGAGCUGUCUAUUACAUAACAGGUCUUCACAAAGAGCUGUAGACAAUGGAAAUCUCACUGAGGUUCACAGAUGACCACAGACAUAGAGGAUUCAGAGAGGACACAGGUCACAUUAAAGGAGCGUCUCUUUAUUUCAAACAAAUACAUCGCUCAUCUUUCAUUCAACUCCUCUCUCAUCAGGGGUCAUUCAACCGAAGGUGGGAGACAGCACGAAAGAGCUAGCAGUCUAUAAACUAUUUUGACAGAAAAAGACAGAAAAACAGAUUCUUUCUGUAAUGGUAAGGAGAAACACAAUGUGUUCUUUUCAUGUCCGUCAUGGCAAAUUCAUAUUUUUUAAGAAAUAAUUCUUUAGUAUGGGGAGGAUGAGAAAUUCAGUGUCUUUUAUUUUUGUAAAAUAUGUAACCUUUUAUUUUUUUAUACGUGUGCAUUUUUGUCUUCAGUCAAGUAGCAAUGAGAUAUUUUAUAGAUGCAAACAAUGGAUUUUUUUUGUCGUUUGAUAUUUUGCUGUUCAUCGAAGAAACCAUUUAAAGCCACUUCUUCAUGUCCUAACUGUUUUUAAAAUAUCUGGAGAGAAAUAGUGAAGACAUUAAUCUCCUAAAGCAGGGGUUUUCAAACAAUGGGAUAAGGUCAUAUAGAAGUCAUAACAGUUUAAUUGUAUUGUCAAAAUACCUUAUGGUAUAUUUUAUUCAUAACAAGGAACAUGACAAGGAAAAUAAAAAUCAUUCUUUUCUAAAAGAUUAAAUAA
Molecule: messenger RNA, 1992 nt
Organism: Misgurnus anguillicaudatus (oriental weatherfish)
Lineage: Eukaryota; Metazoa; Chordata; Actinopteri; Cypriniformes; Cobitidae
Gene: rbms2a
Product: RNA binding motif, single stranded interacting protein 2a
Molecular function (GO): RNA binding
Source: RefSeq, a predicted model, not a curated record